Molecule: messenger RNA, 276 nt
Organism: Cylicocyclus nassatus
Lineage: Eukaryota; Metazoa; Nematoda; Chromadorea; Rhabditida; Strongylidae
Source: the annotation of a GenBank genome assembly
UAUAUAAGUGUUUUCGUUUUAUCGUUAUCCACCAAAAAAUGUGGCCGCUGAAGGGACUCAUUCUUGCCGUUCUGUUUGUUUUUUCGACAGCCUGGCCAUCCUGUUCUGUGUGUAAAACGGAAAAAAUGAACUGGGACCAGCGGAAUAUAUGCUUUUUGCAUUGUAUACCUCAAGGACGUAUAGAUGCUCGAUGGUAGACCGACUGUGGUUUCGAAAAGCAAAAUAAAUGUGAAAGUUGCUUUCUUUGAAUUGCUGUCGAAUAAAUCAACUCUAGCA